Aphanomyces astaci is the source of this 321-nucleotide messenger RNA. RefSeq lists its product as hypothetical. Gene Ontology annotation, cellular component: Cul4-RING E3 ubiquitin ligase complex. Gene Ontology annotation, biological process: positive regulation of proteasomal ubiquitin-dependent protein catabolic process. The transcript is spliced from 4 exons. Lineage: Eukaryota; Oomycota; Saprolegniomycetes; Saprolegniales; Verrucalvaceae. The coding region runs from base 1 to 321 and encodes 106 amino acids. The record is from RefSeq and is a predicted model, not a curated record.
AUGAGCAUUCCCCACACUCCAUUGAACAGUCCUAUGCGCAAAAGCAAGAGCAUGAACGACAUGACCACUAGUCGGAUGCUGUGGCCUUCAGCGGACGAGUCCUUCUUCACGCGAUGCCUCCCUUCCCUGCCCAUGAUUCGGACGCCAGCCACGUACACCCCCACACACAACACCGAUCCUCCUCCACAACAAGUGAUCACGAGCGAACCGCUGCACAGUCUCCUGCGACUCUUCUACCGCACAGCCGACGCAAAGUUGAAGCGCGACCUCACAGACCAAGUGCCCGUCGACCGACCAAACAAGGUCCCGCGCACGGCCUAG